Molecule: messenger RNA, 219 nt
Organism: Penicillium expansum
Lineage: Eukaryota; Fungi; Ascomycota; Eurotiomycetes; Eurotiales; Aspergillaceae
Exons: 1
Coding region: 1-219 (72 amino acids)
Source: RefSeq, a predicted model, not a curated record
AUGGCAGGGGUUUGCAUAUACAUAGCUCAAAGAAUCCAUAGUCCCAGAACACCUCAUAGCGCCAAAGCCAAGAUUCCCAUGCUGAAGAUACUGAUAAGUCAUGUGCGUGACUCGAUCCAUAUGAGAUCAAGUAAAAGAGCAAGUCGCUGGGUUUUGCGUGAAGACGAGAAAUUAAAGAUGAUAAAGAUGAGAAAGGCGGGCGUGGUCGACAUGGUAUAA